GGGCUUCGCAAACGAUGUCGGAUCUUGUACCAGCAAUGCAGGCGACACCUGUCCCAAACCUUGCGAGCGCGAACAAGCCGCAGAGCAACAAUCUGACACCCGCCCAACAGAAGAUCGCGGACGAGGUCCUCGCAUACUUCUCAAAGGAUGAGUACGAGCUGCCUGUCAAGGAAGGAGAUAAGAAGCUGAUAGAGGAGGAGAAGUUCUGGCUGACCUACGAGUGCAUGCUCAGGUAUUGCCGCGCCACAAGGUGGGAGAGUGCAAAGCAAGCUAUCAAGAGGCUGGAAGAAACACUGCAAUGGCGACGCGAGUUCGGCCUAUACGACGAACGCUUCACGCCAGAGCACGUAGAGCCGGAGGCAGUCACCGGCAAGGAGAUCAUAUACGGGUAUGAUGUCAACGGUCGCCCAGCUCUCUAUCUGUGCCCGAAUCGUCAGAACACGGAAGAGACCAUUCGGCAGGUCGAAUUCACAAUGUUCGCGUUGGAGCUGUGUAUAAAUCUCAUGGGCCCCGGAGUGGAGUCACUGGCACUCAUGAUCGACUACGGCCAGAAGGGCAAGAGUCCGUCUUUCUCACAGUCUCGGACGGUCCUCAACAUCCUCCAGUCACACUACCCUGAACGCCUCGGCCGUGCCCUGAUCAUCAAUAUGCCAUGGAUGAUCAACACCUUUUACAAGCUCAUUAACCCAUUCCUCGACCCUGUCACUCGCGAGAAGAUACGCUUCAACCCCAAGGCUGUCCCAGAAAGACUUUUCGCGGCCGAUAGCGUGUGGAAAGAGUUCGGCGGAAUCAUCGAGUUUACCUACGAGCACAAGACGUACUGGCCGGACUUGAUCGAGAUGACGAAGACGAGGCGCGACGAGCAGAUGCGACAAUGGCGCGAGCUCGGGGCGAGGGUCGGGCUGAGGGAGUGGGACAUUAAGGACGGAGAUAAAUUGGUGUCUGCUGAACUCGCUCUCCUUGAACUCGAUCCCGCUAUAGACUAGGCCGUGCUGUUGGCCUGCACAUCGCAGGGAAUCGUUCGUCCGCUUUGCUUGUGCCUUUCUUGGACCGUACAGCAUCUUAAUCAAUGCGAGCAUAUUAUGUGAUGGAAUCAGCGUCCGAUCCGUGACGAGAACACUGCGACUCUUCCGCUCCGCUGCAUGGCCAUGCUCACGGCAACUGCUGAUGGCAAGGAACAUCGAAGGGGAUAUGUCUGCGCAUCAGUUCGGUGUCCUGCGGGUGUGCUGGGCAUGCUUGCAACACACCGGCGCGAUACUAGGCUAAUGACGCAUCAUCCGGACGGUCUGUAUGUCGGGCGUGCAGGACUUCUCUUCUAUGAAGUACUUGACGAUGUCCCGCGCGUCGCAGGCUACCGCCGUCCGCAACAUCUCCUGGCUGACCGCAACCCUGUCCUCUAGUUUUCGUCUCUUGUGGCUCCGCUUCCUCACUGCGACCUCCUCCUGCCGGCGUCUUUUCCCCUUCCCUUUCCCUACAGUGGCGUCCCCUUCCACAUCUUGCCCUUUGUCCUCCACACCUUU
Phanerochaete carnosa HHB-10118-sp is the source of this 1520-nucleotide messenger RNA. RefSeq lists its product as uncharacterized. Gene Ontology annotation, molecular function: phosphatidylinositol transfer activity. Bases 15 to 986 code for a protein of 323 amino acids. Lineage: Eukaryota; Fungi; Basidiomycota; Agaricomycetes; Polyporales; Phanerochaetaceae. The transcript has 6 exons. The record is from RefSeq and is a predicted model, not a curated record.